Molecule: messenger RNA, 1794 nt
Organism: Odobenus rosmarus divergens (Pacific walrus)
Lineage: Eukaryota; Metazoa; Chordata; Mammalia; Carnivora; Odobenidae
Gene: CSAD
Product: cysteine sulfinic acid decarboxylase
Exons: 18
Coding region: 262-1743 (493 amino acids)
Biological process (GO): carboxylic acid metabolic process
Cellular component (GO): cytoplasm
Molecular function (GO): pyridoxal phosphate binding; sulfinoalanine decarboxylase activity
Source: RefSeq, a predicted model, not a curated record
CUGCGAGCAGCUGAGGCGCUGCCGCCUGCCCGGACGACGCUGCGUUCCCUGAGCCGUGCUCCUACCUGCCAGGCGCGGCCUCCCGCUGUCUCCCCCCCCGCGCGGCGCCUCCUCCAGGCCCCAGCACACCGUGCCAACCCCGUGGCCGCCGCUGCCCUGCCGGGACCGAGAGGAGGAAGCAGGCUCCGCGCGGAGCAUACUGGAAGGCCGAACUCAUGGUCAUGUGAGUUAACUCCUGCUUUGCUCACAGAUUUUAUCCUGAUGGCUGACUCUAAACCACUCUUCUCCCUUGAUGGGGACCCCAUGGCUGCAGAAGCCUUGCUCCGGGAUGUGUUUGGGAUUGUUGUGGAUGAGGUCAUUCGGAAAGGGACCAGUGCCUCCGAGAAGGUCUGCGAGUGGAAGGAGCCUGAGGAGCUGAAGCAGCUGCUGGACCUGGAGCUGCGCAGCCAGGGCGAGGCGUCGGAGCAGAUCCUGGCACGGUGCCGGGAGGUGAUCCGCUAUAGUGUGAAGACCUGUCACCCGCACUUCUUCAACCAGCUCUUCUCAGGGUUGGAUCCCCAUGCUCUGGCGGGGCGCAUUGUCACUGAGAGCCUCAACACCAGCCAGUACACUUACGAAAUCGCCCCCGUGUUUGUGCUCAUGGAAGAAGAGGUGUUGAAGAAACUCCGGGCCCUGGUGGGCUGGAGCUCUGGGGAUGGGGUCUUCUGCCCUGGUGGCUCCAUCUCCAACAUGUAUGCCGUGAACCUGGCCCGCUAUCAGCGCUACCCGGAUUGCAAGCAGAGGGGCCUCCGGGCGCUGCCGCCCCUGGCACUCUUCACAUCAAAAGAGUGUCAUUACUCCAUCAAGAAGGGAGCUGCUUUUCUGGGACUUGGCACCAACAGUGUCCGAGUAGUCAAGACAGAUGAGAGAGGGAAAAUGGUUCCUGAGGACCUGGAGAGGCAGAUCAGUCUGGCCGAGGCUGAGGGUGCUGUGCCGUUCCUGGUUAGCGCCACCUCUGGCACUACUGUGCUGGGGGCCUUUGACCCCCUGGAGGCAAUUGCUGACGUGUGCCAGCGUCACGGGCUGUGGCUCCAUGUGGAUGCUGCCUGGGGUGGGAGCGUCCUGUUGUCACAGACACAUAGACAUCUACUGGAUGGGAUCCAGAGGGCUGACUCCGUGGCCUGGAAUCCUCACAAGCUUCUGACAGCAGGCCUGCAGUGCUCAGCUCUUCUUCUCCGGGAUACCUCGAACCUGCUUAGGCGCUGCCACGGGUCCCAGGCCAGCUACCUCUUCCAGCAAGACAAGUUCUACGACGUGGCUCUGGACACAGGAGAUAAGGUGGUGCAAUGUGGCCGCCGCGUGGACUGUCUGAAGCUGUGGCUCAUGUGGAAAGCACAGGGCGGGCAAGGGCUGGAGCGGCGCGUCGACCAGGCCUUUGCCCUUGCCUGGUACCUGGUGGAGGAAUUGAAGAAGCGAGAAGGAUUUGAGUUGGUCAUGGAGCCGGAGUUUCUCAAUGUGUGUUUCUGGUUCGUGCCCCCCAGCCUGCGGGGGAAGCAGGAGAGCCCGGAUUACAGUGAAAGGCUGGCUAAGGUGGCCCCAGUACUCAAGGAGCGCAUGGUGAAGGAGGGCUCCAUGAUGAUAGGCUACCAGCCCCAUGGGACCCGGGGCAACUUUUUCCGCAUGGUUGUGGCCAACCCAGCGCUGACCCGGGCUGAUAUGGACUUCCUUCUCAACGAGCUGGAAAGGCUAGGCCAGGACCUCUGAGCCUCCUCCUCUUCCUCCUUGCUGCUGGCCCUGACACACACCCCCACCCCC